CGGGUUUAGCUGUCGCUUUAAGACUGAUUUCCCCCCAUUGUCAAACAGUCGUGAGCAGGAAGAGGGAAACGAAAGCAGAGAGCGAGGGGCCCGACGUAUUUAAACACGAUGCUGCUGCUGCCUCUCAGUAACGGGGACCAGAGGAGGAGCGUCUCUGCAGCCCGAUCACUUAAAAACACGCACCCACACGGAGAUCAUCACAAGUGACAUUUUUGAUCCGAUUGUUGCCGUCUUAUUGACAGUGUGAGAAGUCGCUGCAGGAUGAGACUUGAGAGUCAUGCAAGUGUCACCGCGGGUGAUCGCCUCAGGAAAUGAUGACAGUGUCCUCCAUCAUCGCUUAGCUGCUCAGAGCGAAAUUGUUUAGUCUUCGGCCAUUUCUGCAGGACUGUGUGUUCAUUUAACAAAAUAAAGGGCUGAACCGGCGUCUUGGAGACUGUAGGAGCAAGUGUCUUUGAUUCAGCUGCACAGGUGUGGACCCCAGCUGGACAUCAUAUCUGAGACAUGUCCUCUGCUAUAGAGAGGAAGACCAUGGAAGCUAAUGACGAGCCGGUGGAUGAAGUCCUCCAGAUGCCCCCCUCUCAGCUGACGUGUGGUGGGUGUCAGCAGAGCAUCGGGGACAGGUUCUUCCUGAAAGCCAUCGAGCAGUACUGGCAUGAAGACUGCCUGAGCUGCGACCUGUGUGGCUGUCGACUGGGGGAGGUGGGCCGCCGCCUCUACUUCAAGCUGGGGAGAAAACUUUGUCGGAGAGACUACCUCAGGCUGUUUGGUCAGGACGGUCUCUGUGCGUCCUGUGAGAAGAGGAUUCGAGCGUUUGAGAUGACGAUGCGGGUGCGGGACAAGGUUUACCAUCUGGAGUGCUUCAAGUGUGCCGCCUGCCAAAAGCACUUCUGCGUGGGUGACCGCUACCUGCUCAUCAACUCAGACAUUGUGUGCGAGCAGGACAUCUUCGAGUGGACCAAACUCAGCAAUAGCAACAUGAUUUAGCAGAGUGGUUUGGUCAACAUGAGGGAGCAGCACCCUGCCUUUCCCACUUGCUUUAAAGUGGAGGAACUGACAUUUUGCAGCCUGUGCAGGCUGUAUCAUGCAUCAUUCAUAGUCAGAGUCAGCAGCUUUGCAUUGCUCUCUACUGGAGACUGAUGAAGACUGCACCAGCAAUAACAAAAAAGGUUGAUCCUUAAAUGCAAAACCAGGCUUAUAUACUGGAAAUACUUAAACAUGCAAUAAUGAUUGUUUGUUAUACACACUGGAGUCUUAUAACCUUAGCAAUGAACACAAAUAAAAUGUUGAGUUCAAAAUUCAAGUUUCUAUGGUCUUACACUGUUUGAACACCUCAGUCUCUGAAGUGAUCAAUAGUAAUUUAUAAAGGUUUUAUUUAAUAAAUUGCAAUUUCCUGAAACCUUCCUGAAAAUAACUGUGUAAUUUGAUUGUAAUCACAGGAAAAACACCAAUUUAAUUUAAGAAAAAAAUGUGAAGCUUAAUUCUUCAUAGAUGUUGCAUUUAAUGUGUUCCUGUGGACAAGCUAACAGCUAACCUGAUGCAAUGACUGACUUUACUUUAAACCAGUGGUUCUCAAACUUUUUCUGCCAGGCCCCCCCUUUGGAGAAAAAAAAAAAGUCGGGCCCCCCCAACACAAAUAGUCACGUAAUGGGCCAAGUUAACAUUUAUUAAAAUACAUCAAUGUGAACGUGAGCAUUCCUUUAAAAAAAAAAAAAAAAAAUCACUUUGGUAGAACAGUGAUAAUAAAACAAUGCUCCAUAAGUCUGUGUGCUCAAAAAAAUAAAUACAUAAUACAACUGUGCAAUCCCUUUGCUCGAACAAUAAGUUAUAUUACUUUGCAAUCUGUGCAAAAAAAUGAAAAGAAAGAAAAGGCUGAUAUUUGGCAAAAAAGUGUGUCUUAUCACAGUGGCUGCAUGAGCCUGUUUUGCACUGCACAUUUCUUCAAAACGGGGUUGCAGGCUCAGUGGCGGCGCCAGAGAUUUAUUUUGGGGGUGCUGUGGGGUAGCUUGACGUUUCAUAGAGGGUGCUCAAACAUUUAGGGUUUCCCAUUAAUGUACCGGUCGCUAGUCGAAUUUUCUACUGCAACAAAAUUAUAUGAAGAAAUGUAAGACUUGUAAAAUGAAGUGUUUACAGAUUUUCCCGAUGUAGAUGAAACACAAAGUCUGUAUUGAAAUAAUAAUGGUUGCACUGUUAAGCCGGGUUGAACUGGUGGCGCCCUCUAGUGAUCGAGGGAUUCCAUGUAAUACUAAUUUUACUGACAGGAGCUGUUUCCAGUUUGGCUUUUGUAUUUGUUUCCCCUCUCUGGACAUGCAACUGCAGCUUUUUGGGUUUUCACUUUUAAAUACAUUUCAAUUUAGAAAAACAAUUGGAGUGAAUUUAUUUCUGUGAGUUACAACUAUACUUACACAUUAAAAUAAAUGAUUUACUCACAA
Gymnodraco acuticeps is the source of this 2429-nucleotide messenger RNA. RefSeq names its product LIM domain only 2 (rhombotin-like 1) (gene lmo2). The coding region runs from base 502 to 984 and encodes 160 amino acids. The transcript is spliced from 3 exons. Gene Ontology annotation, biological process: positive regulation of transcription by RNA polymerase II. Gene Ontology annotation, molecular function: DNA-binding transcription factor binding; transcription coactivator activity. The record is from RefSeq and is a predicted model, not a curated record. Gene Ontology annotation, cellular component: nucleus. Lineage: Eukaryota; Metazoa; Chordata; Actinopteri; Perciformes; Bathydraconidae.